AUGCUGACGAUCGUGAGGGGUGCCGCAGAAGUGGCGAGAGCCCGACGAGCAAAUCGAAAGAAUCGCAACAACAGAGGAAAAUCGGCAGCAGCAGCAGCAGCAGCAGCAGCAGAGCAUCACAACGUCGAGCGUCUACGCGGUCAAGUUGGAGUUGCUGUUAGGAGAGGCGACAACAGGCGCCUGCGUCGAACGUUCGACGACGUAUCUGGCGACUACGACUACAACCCCCUCGAUGUUCCUGACGCACCAGGACUGACCAGCACCGAACCCGCGGGGAGGGGCGACAAGGAGCCUGCCACCGUAGAUCUCGCGUCGGAAAGACCUGAGCCCGUCGGUGGAGACACGACGUCGAAUGCCUUCGAGGCGUUCGCCAACCCUGGUCCGCUUCGCCCGUCAAAUGCCGCCGAUCAAGUUGGCGCGCAGUUCUUGGGUUCGUGGCUCCAGCCGGUAGCUUCCCCGAAGAAAGCGGCCAAGAGGCGGAGGCAGCGGCCGUCGCAAGGCGCCUUUGACGAGCCCGACGUGCGGCGCAACAGCGCUACCGCGUGGGUGGGCGCGUCAUCCCCGGGGCGGGACGAUAGAGGCGAUGGGUGUAGCACCCGUAGUAACGGCGGUGGCAAUGACGGGACAUUGUCUGGAUGGCUCGAACCCCAUCAGCCGGCCACAAGCGGCAAGCAAACGGUACGUGGCACCUCGGUGGCGGAGCGAGGGUCCGACGGGGGGUUCUCUGGUGAUAAAGGCGGUGGCGAGUAUGGGAGUAGUAAGUGGAUGUCUGACAGGCUGGAGGGGCUCGAUCCCAGCGGGGCGGCUAGAGCAAAGGACAGCUGGUCGGACAGGGAGCGGCGCAACUUGACGUGCACGGACAUCGCCUUGGGGGCGAAGCGGAAAGGGAGAGGCAGGGGAGGUGGCCCCAGGCAGUGGAAGGCGAAAGCCCUCGGGACCAAGGGUUCGGGGUCGACUGGGUUGGGCAGGGGUAGGUUGGCAGCGAGCGGGCAGGCGGCGUUCAGAAUGUGAAAGAGCUGUUGGCGGUGGUGGUAAGACACUAACGCGAAAAGUCUUACCAAAGCGGCUGCGGGCUGCGUCUAGCGUAGCGCUCCCGACUCACCCUCGGGUUAUGUGACUUUCACAUUAUUGGCAAGCCGUUUUUGAGCAUGCGAGCAAAGCCUGGCGUGAAGAAGCAUGGCAUGCUGUAGAGCAGCACGGCGUCGUGACUUGAUUCGGCGUGAUAUCGCAACACAGGGGCAAAACUCACUGGCGUCGCCGUGCCGCUAGAGGCGUCACGUCCCGCCUGCGUGUGAGUUGGUGUGGCCACGGCUGUCGUGUGUUACUCGUGCCCCAUCGGAGCCGGAGCCGACUUCUUGUUAUGUGUGUCGUUGUCCACGGUCUCAGGUUGCGUUCGGAACGCUGAGGACGGGUUGGUUUUUGGGGGGGGAAAACGGAACCAUCGUGACUAGCAACGAUGUUCGGACCGGGCCUUGGUGACGAAAUUGCUUGAAAUUUGUCUAGGGUGGCAUGUCGGUGACCACGAACGAAUGCUGAGGGAUCUCAAGCCUUUGCACCUUGUUGCUGGGUGGUCUUGUAUGCUCCCCAUCUGGUC
Messenger RNA from Ectocarpus sp. CCAP 1310/34, 1594 nucleotides. NCBI's taxonomy places the organism in Eukaryota, Phaeophyceae, Ectocarpales, Ectocarpaceae. The record is from the annotation of a GenBank genome assembly.